CACAAUUUCAGUCUUUCCAACUGUCAACACAAAAUCAACCCACACACAAACACACAAACACAAUCCUAACUAACAACUCAAGCAUGAUGACUGCCCGAACCAACGAAGACUUUCUCCUCAUGAACAAGCUACCCUCCUUCAGAAGGAUGGGUACCAUCACCAAGCUCUCUGCUGGGAGGCAGCAGUCCUUGCGCUUGGCUGAUGUCGCCGCAGUUGGUCCCACCCGACGCAACCGUGCCGCUGCCAAAAAACGCCAAAAUGGUGCCAAGAAGAUGAUUCAGGACUUUGUCGGUCAAAUGAUCAACUGCGAUACCCGAGCACAACGUCCCUUUUGCUCCAGCAGUGUCACCAUGCCCGAGUUUAACCCCGACGAUUCGUUUUGCUACGACUCUGAUGAGGAGUUCACUGAAGAGUUCAUGAUGACACCACCACCACCAACCACCAUGGUCCGUCAGAUCAGUGAUAACCAACCGUCAAUUCCUCUACGACGCAAAACUACCAAGGAAUUGAAAGAAGCAGACCGUCGUCCCAAGGCCGCCAUUCGUCAGUGCAGUGUUCGGAGUGAGCUUACCCGGUCCAACCACAACAAGAAGAGAGACAGUCCUCCAUCGCCACCCAGCCGAUCACGUCCUAGUUUGGUCGAUUCCAUUGUUGCAGAAGAUGCCAUCCCCUCCCUGCCAUGUCGAUCCCGCCCCAGUUUGACCAUUGAACUGUAGGGAUAUUCACUGCCAAGCCGCAUCUGCACUCAAUCGAACCCUCAAAAGAAUUAGAAUUUUGUAAACUAUUAGAUCCACGGUGAUAU
Messenger RNA from Seminavis robusta, 802 nucleotides. The record is from the annotation of a GenBank genome assembly. NCBI's taxonomy places the organism in Eukaryota, Bacillariophyta, Bacillariophyceae, Naviculales, Naviculaceae.